This is a messenger RNA of Sclerotinia sclerotiorum 1980 UF-70, 177 nucleotides long. RefSeq lists its product with no specific name. Lineage: Eukaryota; Fungi; Ascomycota; Leotiomycetes; Helotiales; Sclerotiniaceae. Bases 1 to 177 code for a protein of 58 amino acids. The transcript has a single exon. The record is from RefSeq and is a predicted model, not a curated record.
AUGACAUCGUUUGAAAGGGAUCCUCCAGCUUCAAUUUCAAGAGGUGUUGCUCUCGCCGUCUUCGCCGUUGUGCAGCUGACCAUCGGUCAGCAAUACCAUUUGAUCAUCGAAAGAUUCACUCAACUCAACGUUGUUUUGGCAGCUGGGAGGGCUGAGCUACAAAGGAGGAGGGGCUAA